AUGGAAGAGAAGCCGGCGACGACCAUCCUCAGUGAGCUCUAUGCCGCCGGAUCUGAGCUCUAUGCCAUCAGAUCUGAGAUCUCUUCCACCAGAUCUGAAAUGGGUUGCUUCCGGGAGAUGAUGGACAAGCACAGGACUCCUCUAGAACUCACCGGAGACAAUUAUGCCUACUGGAAAGCCCGCACCCAAAUGCAUCUUAGGGCUCAAGGUGUUUGGAAGACAGUACUGUCCGGAUGGGAUCAUCCUACCAAAGCCGGUGAACAAGAAGGAGAUCCACCAGUAAUAAAACCUGAAGUUGAAUGGACUAUGGCAGAAACAACUACCGCAAGCUAUAAUGCAAAAGCUCUUGAUAUAAUUUUUUCUUUAAUUCACGAAAGGCAAUUUAAUUUGAUUACAGGUUAUGCCACUGCCAAAGAAGCUUGGGAAAUUCUAGAAACAACGUAUGAAGGCACUACUUCUGUCAAACAAUCCAAACUUCAGCUGGUUCAAAGUGACUUCGAAGACUUGCGAAUGAAUGAAGAUGAAAAUAUUGUUAGCUUCAAUGAAAGAGUUCAAGAAAUAGCCAGUCGUGCAGUCACUCUAGGUGAACCAUUUUCACAACAAAAGUUAAUCAAAAAGGUGUUACGUUCUCUUCCACCUCGGUUCAGAAUGAAGGUAACUGCCAUACAGGAACACUCCGGGUGGGAAAAAAAAACCUUGGCUGAACUAAUGGGUAAUCUCAGAACCUAUGAAAUGGAAAUACUGACUGGCCAUUCUAGAAAACAAAAGAAUGUUGCUUUUACAGUUGACGAACAGGUACCUGAAACAGAUCUAGACGAUAUUGAGGAUGAUAAUCCAGUAUUUUUAUUAACCAAACAUUUCAAUAAGAUCUUGAAACAGGUCAAACAGAAGAAAAGCUUCCGCGGCAAUAACUCUCAAAACUUCAAAAGAUCAAACACAUCAAAACCCAACUCCAUGUCAAAUGGAUCGAAUUACAAACCAACAGGAUCUCGUACAACACAGCCGUCUGUAACACGUACAACUCAAUCUAGAGAAAAAACAGGUGGCAAUGGCAUUAGGUGCUACGAGUGUGAAGGUUUUGGACAUGUUCAGGCUGAAUGCGCCACUUACCUUCGAAGGAAAAAAUCAAUGGCAGCACUAACAUGGAGUGAUGAUGAAGCUGACCCAGAAGUUGAAGCUGAUCCAGAAGAGAUAACCGGCAACUUUGUAGCGUUCACAGCCAGGAUUGAAGCUGAUCCAGAAGUUGAAGAUGAAGAUAUAGCUGAUUCAGAAGGCUGUGACUACAACUCUGCAGAAGAUCUUGAUAUUCCUCCUUUUUCUUAUGAAGUAGAGUAUAAAAAAUUGUAUCCCAAGUGGGAAUGUUUGCUUAAAGCUAAUUGUUCUUUGUGUAGUCAGAUAGGGAUAUUAGAAAACGGCAGCAAAGUGUACAAAAAUAAAGUAUGUGAAAGAGAUCUUCUACUCGAAGCUGCUUCUGUACAAGAAGCUAAGCUGAAAAAGGAAGUGAUCAAGCUUACGCAGGAAUUGACUACACUCAAGAAACAGAUCCAGAUGAUGGAUACUACAUCAACCCUUGAUGAAAUUCUGGACACAGGCCGACAAUCAACUACAAAGUUUGGCCUUGGCUUCACAGGGGACAAACACAAUGGUCAAACUAUAUUUGUCAAAGCUGCUGGACCAGAUCCAAAGGAUGUGCCAGAAUCCAGUGCAGCAAGGCAAAUGGAUUCAGCAAGGCAUCGUCGCAAUAUGGUCCUGAAGUAUAAACGUUUUUCUAAACCUUAUAACCCUAUUUGUCAUUAUUGCAGGGUUCGAAGGCACACCAGACCAGAGUGUUACUAUUUCUACAAAGAUCAGAAUGUCGAAAAGUACAAACAGAAAUUUAUCACUCCGUUCACCAAACAAGUCUGGGUGAGGAAGUCUAAUUACAUCUGUCAUGUAUCCCUCCUAACAAAAUCCUCAGGAAGAGAAGAAAGGUGGUAUUUUGACAGUGGUUGUUCUCGCCAUAUGACUGGAAACAUUAACUUUCUGAACGACAUCAAAGAAAGCAAAGGUGAAGUAACGUUUGGUGAUGGUGUUAAGGGAAAAAUCACUGGAGUUGGCACGCUAAAUGUUACAGGAUUACCUAAGCUAAAAAAGGUUCUUCUUGUCAACGGGUUACAUGCAAAUCUCAUCAGCAUAAGUCAACUCUGCGAUCAAAACUGGAAUGUCAACUUUACAAAAGACAGCUGCAACGUUCUAGAAAGUCAAAGACAGUGCAUUAUGGAAGGUAAGCGCUCCUCUAACAAUUGCUAUAUUCUAACUAGUGAUGUUAUGUGCUGCAGGUCCAGUAUGGAUGAAGCUGAACUAUGGCAUCAAAAGUUAGGACACCUGAACUAUCGCUCCUUGGACAAGUUAGUCAAAACACAAGUUGUGAUUGGUCUGCCGAAUCUAAAAUCUGACAAAGAAGGUAUCUGCGGUGCAUGUCAAGCCGGAAAACAAACGAGAACAUCUCAUCCAGCUAUAAAAGAAAUCAACACCAAACAUUGCCUGGAGCUGAUGCACAUGGAUCUCAUGGGACCCACACAAACUGAAAGUAUUGGAGGUAAGAGGUACAUCCUAGUUUGUGUAGAUGAUUACUCACGAUUCUCUUGGGUAACUUUUCUCUGGGAAAAAUCAGAAACCUUUGAAGCUUUCAAAGCACUAGCUCUCAAACUUCAGAAAACCAAAAAUGAACCAAUCGUCAGAAUCCGGACUGAUCAUGAACGUGAAUUCGACAAUAGUUCUUUUGAUGAUUUCUACAACAAAUAUGGUAUUACUCAUGAAUAUUCAGCACCGAAGACACCUCAACAAAAUGGAGUGGUGGAACGGAAAAAUCGAAUAAUCCAAGAGAUGGGAAGAGUCCUACUGAAUGUGAAAUCCAUACCAAAGAAAUUUUGGGCUGAAGCAGUCCAUACCUCGUGCCACACCAUAAAUAGAGUAUAUCUUCGUCCUGGCACAAACAUAACUCCAUAUGAAAUUUGGAAAGGUAAGAAACCCAAUCUCAAAUAUUUUUACAUAUUUGGUUCACGGUGUUUCAUUUUGAAGGACAGGACUCCCACGGCAAAGUUUGAACCAAAAAGCGACGAGGGUAUAUUUUUAGGCUAUUCAUACAAUAGCCGUGCUUAUCGGGUGUACAACAAAGUAACAAAAGCGGUUAUGGAAUCAACAAAUGUCGUGGUAGAUGAUCAACUAGAAGAUAUCUUUGAAAUACCCCGAUCUCAACUGGACUACUCCACAAAUAAUCUAGAAUCUCCUGAACUUACUCCAGCAACUCCCACAGAUAACUCAACUUCUACAAGUAAUCCAGAAUCUACACCAAACACUCCAGAUUCCUUACCAAGUGGACCAGAAUCUCCAGAAGCAACGUUAGAACCCUCUACACCAAAUCCAGGUACAAAAUGGAUAUUUCGGAACAAGACAGAUUCAGCAGGUAACAUCGCACGCAAUAAGGCUAAACUAGUAGCUCAAGGUUAUUCUCAAAUAGAAGGAAUCGACUACGAUGAAACUUUUGCUCCAAUUGCUCGCCUUGAAUCCAUCAGAUUCCUGCUUUCGAUCGCAUGUGCUUUACGAAUAAAACUACUCCAAAUGGACGUAAAAGCAGCCUUUUUGAACGGAUAUCUUAAUGAAGACAUAUACGUAGCCCAACCGAAAGGAUUUGAAGAUCCACAAUACCCAGAUCACGUGUACAAGCUGGAAAAGGCUCUAUAUGGUCUAAAGCAAGCCCCACGAGCCUGGUAUGAACGUCUUACCCAAUAUCUUCUACAGCACGGAUACGAGCGAGGGGGAGUAGACAAAACUCUAUUCAUCAAGAGGUCAGGUAAGCAUAUUACUAUAGCACAGGUUUAUGUUGAUGACAUUGUGUUUGGUUCAACUCAGACAGGUGCCACAGAUGAAUUAAUCAAAGUCAUGCAACAAGAGUUUGAAAUGAGCAUGAUUGGAGAACUUAUAUAUUUUUUGGGGCUCCAGGUAAAACAAACAGGUGAAGGUAUUUUUAUCUCUCAAGAAAAAUAUGCAAAGAAUUUACUAACAAAAUUUGGUUUAGAAUCUGCUAAAGAUGCCAGGACUCCUAUCUCAACUACAACAAAAUUAUAUAAAGAUGAAACAGGUGUCUUAGUUGAUCCAACUCUCUACAGAAGUAUGAUCGGCAGUCUUCUCUACCUAACUGCAAGUAGACCAGAUAUCAUGCAAAGUGUUGGGAUGUGCGCCAGAUUUCAAGCAGAUCCGAAAGAAUCACACAUCAAAGCUGUGAAACGUAUCAUUAAAUAUGUCAAAGGUACAAUUAACUAUGGAAUAUGGUAUUCUAACGAUACAAGUCUAAGUCUUGCAGGCUACAGUGAUGCUGAUUGGGCCGGAAAUGCUAUUGACCGAAAGAGUACUUCCGGUGGCUGCUUCUUUAUUGGAAAAAAUUUGGUCGCCUGGCUCAGUAAAAAGCAGAAUUCGAUAUCGCUCAGCACUGUAGAAGCUGAAUACAUAGCAGCCGGAAGCUACUGUACUAAAUUGUUAUGGAUGCGACAGAUGCUCACAGACUAUGGUCUAAAUCAGGAUAUUAUGACUUUAUAUUGCGACAACACAAGUGCCAUAAACAUCUCCAAAAAUCCUGUUCAGCACUCCCGGACGAAACAUAUAGACAUUCGUCAUCACUUUAUACGAGAACUUGUAGAGGACAAGGAAAUUGAACUGAACUACGUUUCGACCGACAAGAAUUUAGCAGGCUUAUUCACCAAGCCCUUGGACAAAUCACGAUUCAAAAUCUUACGGGCAGCUUUGGGCCUACUUGUGUCUUGUUCUGUGCUUCUCGUCUCUAUUCCUCUUGUGCAGGUUCAUGUGGCAAAAUUGAGUAUUCUCUACUUUGACAAUCGGUUUUUCUCUUUGGAUAUUUGGAAUUCCUGGAUAAUCUAUAAAUAUGUCUAUUCGUAUGGCUAUCUUGAGUUGUUUUGGGCAUUAUUUUUGGAUGAGAUAUGGAUAUGUCUGGCCUAUGGUUUGCUUGGAAGAAUUAUUAAAGCUAUUAUUGAUCAUGAUGCUGAAGAUAGAUUAUUUGGUGUUUUGGAUAUGCUCGUCAUGCUGAAAUUCUUGCGUCUCAAGGUGUUUCUACCUCUGAUUCAGAUCCUGAUGAAGACUCCUCUGAAUUCGGAUCUCCGGCAGCCCAUUAGAUGUUUUGCCCUUUGUCACUUAUUUGCCAAAACAGGGGGAGAAAUGAUUGCUAAACGUUGGGGGAAUGUCAAAAAUGCCUUUUUGCAUGGUGAUUUGGUUGAGGAAGUUUACAUGGAGCAACCUCCUGGGUUUGUUGCUCAGGGGGAGUCUGGGAAGGUGUGUAAAUUGAAGAAAUCUCUAUAUGGCUUGAAGCAAUCUCCACGUGCUUGGUUUGGGAGGUUUAGUAAUGUGAUUUCUGAGUUUGGCAUGCAAAGGAGUAUGUGUGAUCACACUGUCUUUUUUAAGCAUACUAAUGUUGGGUGCAUUCUCUUAGUUAUUUAUGUUGAUGAUAUAGUGAUCACAGGUAGUGACGCAGGAGGAAUUGAAACUCUUAAAUCUUUCCUCAAGGAAAAGUUUCACACGAAAGAUUUGGGAGUGUUGAAGUAUUUUCUAGGGAUUGAAGUUGCUCGUUCUCAAAAAGGAAUAUUUCUGUCCCAAAGGAAGUAUGUGCUGGAUUUGCUUAAAGAUACUGGGUUGAUGGGGUCAAAACCAUACGAGACACCUAUGGAACAAGGUAUUAGACUUAUAGACGGUGAGGGAGAAACCCUUGAUUCCCCUGAGAGAUAUAGGAGGUUGGUGGGAAAAUUGAACUAUCUCACCAUUACACGCCCGGAUAUUGCUUUCCCGGUAAGUGUGGUAAGUCAGUUCAUGCAAGCACCUACCCAAACUCAUUGGGAGGCAGCAGUUCGAAUUGUAAAAUAUCUCAAGAAUGCGCCAGGCAAAGGUAUUCUAUAUGCUAAUCAUGGACACAUGAGUGUUGAGGCUUUUUCUGAUGCAGAUUGGGCAGGUUCUUUGAAUGACAGGAGAUCUACGACAGGAUAUUGUGUGUUUGUAGGAGGUAAUUUGGUCUCCUGGAAG
Molecule: messenger RNA, 6063 nt
Organism: Ipomoea triloba (trilobed morning glory)
Lineage: Eukaryota; Viridiplantae; Streptophyta; Magnoliopsida; Solanales; Convolvulaceae
Exons: 6
Biological process (GO): DNA integration
Molecular function (GO): nucleic acid binding
Source: RefSeq, a predicted model, not a curated record